UGCAAAUCUUUCGAGAAUAGAAUAGAAUAAAACCCUUUCCCCAACAUUUCAAAGCGCCAAAUUCCCAUUCUGCCGAACUCCGUUUCAUUCGCUUUCUUCCGUCUGCUUUUUGGCUUUCUUCGCUCUCAUACUUUCAACUUCCUUCUUGGUCCUCCAGAAGCGCACCGUCCUAUCCUUGCUCAUCCCCCCGCUUGCCAGCAGUUCRAGGUCAUCGUGGGCAUCUACAGCCAUAACGACGUCUUUGUGCACCUGCUCCAAAACCUGGUGCACUUUUCGCGUUUGAACAUCAUAAAGCACAACGUGGCCCGAUUCGCUGCCUGUAACAAUACACUGCCUCCGUUUCGGUUGGGAAACCAAAAACCGACUGGCAAUGCAGUAUUUUGUGUUGGUAUGUUGUUCGCUCGUAUAYGUUUUUGCGCACUUGGAUUUGCCGCUGACGGACAUGGGCCACAGUCGGAGCGCGCUGUCGAGGGUUCCUGCUAAGACGUAUUUCCCGUUGGGACUGUAGGUCACAUGGCUCACGGGCGGAUUCCCGGCAGCAAAUACAGUCUUGAGGCACUCUCCUGUACCUACAUCCCAGACUCUUAUCAAUCCAUCGUGGCUUGCCGAUACAACGCAAGUUCCGUCACGAUUAAACGAAACGGCCGUGACCGGAUCCGAAUGAGCUGGAAGCGUGCUAAUGCAUUGUCCACUCCGGACGUCCCAAAGCUUGACCGUUUCGUCGAAGGAUCCGCUCACCAAUAAAUUGCUAGCGGGAUUGAAUUGACAGCAAAAAACAAAAUUGUCAUGACCUCGAAAGUCAACGAGAGCCUCGGUGGUUUGGGCAUCCCACAAGCGGAGCGUCUUGUCAUCACUUGCUGUUGCUAUGAAUGGAUCGGUUCCGUUCGACCAGCACACGUCGUUGAUCCCUCGGCCAUGACCUACCAGAGUUGCGCUCGACUGGAGUGGGUAUUCGCCCCCACGAUGUGCGGGGAAUUCUGGAUCGCUCAGAUCCCAGAUUUUGACGCUUCCAUCGGCACUGGCCGAUGCACAGAGGGCUGCACUGUGCUUUGUCAACCGCGAGGGCGCCAAUUGAACGCUGGAUACUGCUCGUUUGUGUUCGCCGUACAUGGGCAUGCAAACAAACGGGGAGGCCUCUGUAUCGGAUGAGGAAGAUUCUUCAGCGUCAUCGAUAUCCCUCUUCACACCCGACAUUUCUUUUGUUUGAAUAGUAAGGAUGUUCUUUAUUGUAAUACUGUGUCAGAAAGUUAGACGCCCCCAGUGGUUAGUGCCUUGCAUUGCAUGUUUCAUCUCKGGUAUCACGCAUCUAGGACUCAACAGCACGAACACAAAUAACUCUUACUCGUACUCGUACCGUCCGGUUCGUACGGUAGCGUACCAGGUACGUUCGUACUGGUUUUACUUUUUUGUCCRGAGUUCGUCUUCUCGUUGUGAGAAUGAUGUAAUAUGUUUCGUAGUUAGAUAUCUAUGAUCAUAAGAGUACGAUGAUACAGUGGCAAUAAAGCCGAAGAGCAAGGCGCCGUCUUAUUUUUUUGUUUUUACGUGUGCCAAUGCUCGGCCUGUCACAUAUGAAUUCCACGAUUGAUUUGUCUCACAAAAUCCRAGGCGUACGCUAGAAGCCGAGAGAAAMGAUCACAACACAARAUGACAUAUGCAUUGACCCCGAUAAUAUCCUCAACUCUAUGGUUUGGAAUCGGAUUAAAAUAUUUUCGCAACGGUUGUUCUUCCAAUAGCUGRUUUCCCUAAAUGAUCUAAAARUACGACGAAUACACGCGCAAGGUUUGGCUCAAGAAACAAAAAUAUGAUAUGUCAUUCCGAUUCACAUAGUGAUUCACACAGUUGACACGAUAGAKGAUCGAUUCCGCAAGAGACAAAAAAGAAACAAGUUUGGUUGGAACGACUGGUGAUCUUCUUUUUUGGAAAGAGAGCCAAAAAGUAGCCGUUUGGCCUCGAUUCCGACAACAUCUUCUCGAAUCAAUGUGAGGAAUCACCGUCAGUUCUUCCAAAUCACACAAUUCGUCAUUGCAACUCCAAUURAACUAAAAARAGUCAAUAUUUACCAUGCCAGCAUCACGGAAUUCAGCAGGAAACACUACCYUAUCCUCCGAUUGGGCGACCUUCAACCCUUAUGGCGAUGAGACUGGCACURCCGAUAACACAACUUCAUCCUCUAACAGCUGGCCAUUGGACGAGAUCAUGGAUGACAUCGAACAGCAAAUGGAYCAACAAAGCGAUGCCAUGGGCGGCAUGGCAAGGCAAUUGGAGGGCAUCGAAGUCUCUUUGUCUGAUGCUCGUACUCGACACUCCAAGAAGAAGAAGAAAAUUCCCUUGUCAUCCUCGCGGCAUACCUUGUCGUACAACAAGAGAAMUACCUACACUAGUAGAGGAAACUGCAACGAUGAGGGCACUAGCGUUUGUUUUGGCGAAAACGUCAACCGCGUAAGCUACACCUCGUCACAUCAGCACUCGAUCAAUCAGAUCUUGCAACGCACAUCCGAACUCAGACGAGAGAAGAGCGGUGAUCGCGCUCGGAACACGAUGCCCCAGGAUUUKUUUCCUCCAACCCAUGUUCAACAUUCUCGUCGGUCCAUUGUCAGARCUGAAUUGAGUUCUUCGCGGCCUCGGGCAAGCAAGAACCGUGGUAAUCCAAAGCGAAUCCGAUCCAGUUCGACCUGGGAAGAAUCUGAUAGCAGCAACCUGUCGGGUCCUUCGGACGACGUGGUAUCCGAAUUGGGAGAGACUACCUUCUACUCGGAUAAAUCGAGCGGUUGUCUCCGAUCCACAAAACUCAAGUAUUUUUUGGCUGUCUUGGCGGCCAUCCUAGUCCUACUGAUAGGUGCUCUUACGGGGCAAUUAGUACAACGGGGCAACCAACAAAACAGUACAUCGCAGUUUUCUCCACAGCAGGAAACGGAACAGCUUACGAAUGCAGAAGAGAAUGCUUCAUCGAUUGUCAAAGAUGUUCCUGAAAAUACUCCCACAGUUGCAUUCGAAGACAGUGUUGACGACGAAACGGAAGAAAUGACCGUUGUCGGAAACGCCAAGGAACCCCCUUUCGAAGGCACAAUUUCUUCCAGCGCUCUUCCGGUACCAAAACCUACAAUUGCACCUACAGCAAACGAACCUAUCGAAGUCGCACCGUCCACCAGUGGUGUUGUCAACCAACAAAAUCCAAAUGUUUCGGAUUUMAAGCAUGACUACACCGCCAACUCGGAUUUCCUYGUUGGUGUUUAUUAUUACCCAUGGCAUGGUGAAAGAUUCCACAAUCGAGAUGGAUACAUGCGCAAGGAACUUGAACCUCCACACGUCCCCACGUUAGGCGAAUACAACGAUUCCGAUCCCAAAGUUAUCGGCCAACACAUGAAAUGGUUCCGUCAAGCUAACAUUGGCCUUCUCGUCACAUCGUGGUGGGGGCCCAAUCGCCUCGAGGAUUCCAAUACAAAAGAUGUCAUCAUGCAACACGAAGACAUUGGCAAUCUUAAUAUCGCUAUCCACUACGAGACCACGAGCAGGCUCGGAGCCGGGAAGGAAAAACUCCCCAAUGCAAAGACCGACAUAAAAUAUAUGUGUGAAAACUAUUUCGACCACCCCAACUACUACAAGAUUGACGGCCGCCCGGUUUUAUUCGUUUACAUCAGCCGGAAACUCCAUGAGGUGGGUACUUUGGAAGAAGCAUUGCUCACCAUGCGAAGCACAGCAAGUAAGUGCKGUCACAAUAUUUAUCUCAUUGGCGAUUCGGUCUUCGAAAGUGCUCCCGACCCAAAUGAACCCCACGUCCCUUUCUGGUACUUCGACGCAGUGACCAAUUACGACGUCUAUGGUUCUGCCGGACGCCCCGAAGGUCAUGUGGGGAUGGACGGUGUCGAUAAGUAUUACCGACAACAAAGCCAAUGGAAAGAACAAGCUUCCAGGGACGAGUGUCGUUAUAUCCCAGCCGUUUCUCCUGGAUACAACGACCGUGGUGUACGGAUGCAGUCGGAUCAUCCACCGCUCUCCCGCCGCAUUGGAUCUAACACACAGGAAGGAAGCUUGUUCCAUUACCAAUUGAAACAAGCUAAGGAGCUAGUUGAUCCAAAGGUAGACAACAUGAUUCUUGUCAAUUCUUUCAAUGAGUGGCAUGAAGACACACAGAUCGAGCCAGUAAUGGGAGCUCCGUCAUCCAAACCAUUCAAUUUCACGAAGGGUCUAGAAUAUGUUGGUUAUGACGAGCUCUACUUGGAUAUUCUUGGCGCCGCGACAUCUAAAGAUGAAAGCCGUCACAGUAUGUUUGAUUACCUCUUUUCGGGGAGAUGAGAUCGAGCCUAUCCGAAUUGCACAACGUGGCUUUCACUGAAAAACAAUAGUAGUGAAUACAUUCACAACACACAUAAUGAAUACAUAGAAUGUACGUUCAAGAACAAAAAAUACCUACGACUUGUGGAUAAUGAUCCAUUACAUCAUUCAAAUAUGAAAUACUAGGACAGCUUCUCUGUUUAUCUCGAACUAGAACGCGAAACGGUCUAUGCUCUGUCGCGGUUUGUCAUGCACUUGCGCUCAAUCAAUGUAGUUUCUCUGUGCAACUGAAAGAAGAGAUUAAGGCAAUUUCYUCUUUUCGAUCUCUGAUAGCAUGUUGUUUUUCAUUUUCUGCUCGUAUUCUCUAGGUAUCUUAUCAACGCUAAGGGUGAGAGAAUCCAAUUAUUCUAUGGGAAGGGUAUUCUUUUUACAGCUGGUUGGAUUUUGUGCGUCGCGGCAGAUGGGAUCUCGAUAAUACUGGCAGAUGAAUCGCAAUUUGUACAUAGGUCAGGCACACCRGCGGAAAACGGCGGUGACGCUCCCUCCAGUUUUAAAACGCACGC
Molecule: messenger RNA, 4835 nt
Organism: Pseudo-nitzschia multistriata
Lineage: Eukaryota; Bacillariophyta; Bacillariophyceae; Bacillariales; Bacillariaceae
Source: the annotation of a GenBank genome assembly